AUGUUUUACAACGAUCCUCCGUCUAAAGACGAAAAGGGUUGCACAAACAGUGGAAAUUCGUCGUCUGUUGACCUUUUAAAUUUUAAAAAUUAUUCACCUAAAAAACCGGAAAUUCUUUUUCGUCUUAAACGUCCAAUGAAUCUUGAUUUAUGUAAUGUUUUGGUUGAUGAAAUUACAAAUAAAUUUUCUGAUCUUUGUGACUCCAAAGAAAGAGCAUUAAAAUUAAAGGAUGAAGCUAAUAUCUAUUUUACAAAACAAAAUUAUGAUAUUGCAAUAGAGUUGUACACUAAAGCUAUUGAAUCAGACGAUACAAAUGCUGUCUUUUUUGGGAAUAGAAGUUUUGCUUAUCUUAAAAAAGAACAUUACGGGUUUGCUGUUCAGGAUGCUGAUAAAGCAAUUGAAUUGGAUAAAAACUAUGUCAAAGGAUAUUAUCGUCGUGCUGCUGCAAAAAUGGCACUAGGAAAAUUUAAAGAAGCUUUAAGAGAUCUCAACACUGUUAGAAAGGCUAAACCUAAUGAUCAAGAUGCUUUAUCUAAAUACAAUGAAUGUAAUAAAAUUGUUAAACAAAUAGCUUUUGCUAAUGCUAUUAGUACUGAUCAUGAUAAAGUUGAUAUUACUAAGACUAUUAAUGUUGAUCAAUAUAAAGUUGAAAGUGAUUACAAUGGUCCAUCAUUUGAUGAAGAGAUAACUCUUGACUUUGUUAAAGGAUUAAUUGAAACAUUUAAAGGAGAAAAGAAGCUUCAUAUUAAAUAUGCAUACAAGAUACUUAUUAAGAUAUAUAAUUAUUUUAAAGAACUUCCUUCGCUUAUUCAUAUAACUGUUCCAGAUAAACAAAAAUUUACAAUUUGUGGUGAUGUUCAUGGACAAUUUUAUGAUUUGAUGAAUAUUUUUGAUAUUAAUGGACUUCCAAGUGAAAAAAACCCAUAUCUUUUUAACGGUGAUUUUGUUGAUAGAGGAUCUUUUUCUGUUGAAACCAUUUUUACUCUUUUUUCUUUUAAAUUACUUUAUCCAAAUCAUUUCUUUAUGUCUCGUGGUAAUCAUGAAUGUGAUUCAAUGAAUAAGAUGUAUGGUUUUGAAGGUGAAGUCAAAGCUAAAUACAAUAGUAAGAUGGCUGAAUUUUUUACUGAAAUCUUUUGUACAUUACCUUUAUGUCAUGUCAUUAAUAAGAAAAUUUUUACUUGUCAUGGUGGUUUGUUUAAAAAGGAUGGUGUCAAAUUGGAUGAAAUUAUGAAUACAAAACGUUUCCGCCAACCACCAGAAGAAGGUAUUAUGUGUGAUUUAUUGUGGUCUGAUCCACAAGAGAUACCUGGAAGAGCUCCAUCUAAACGUGGUGUUGGAUGUCAAUUUGGACCUGAUAUUACAGAGGCAUUUCUUAAGGAUAAUGAUCUCCUUUAUGUGGUACGUUCUCAUGAAGUUAAAGAUCAAGGAUAUGAAAGUCAUCAUUCUAAUAAAUGUUAUACAAUCUUUUCUGCACCUAAUUACUGUGAUACAAUGGGUAAUAAAGGAGCUUUUAUUACAAUUACUGGUGAUUCCUUAUACCCACCAAGAUUUACUACUUUUGAUGCUGUUCCACACCCUGAUGUUAAAGCAAUGAAAUAUGCUCAAAAUAUGUUUGGAUUUUUAUAG
Strongyloides ratti is the source of this 1626-nucleotide messenger RNA. RefSeq names its product GH12714p. NCBI's taxonomy places the organism in Eukaryota, Metazoa, Nematoda, Chromadorea, Rhabditida, Strongyloididae. Gene Ontology annotation, molecular function: protein serine/threonine phosphatase activity; protein binding. Gene Ontology annotation, cellular component: cytosol; nucleus. The transcript is spliced from 3 exons. The record is from RefSeq and is a predicted model, not a curated record. The coding region runs from base 1 to 1626 and encodes 541 amino acids.